Messenger RNA from Puccinia triticina, 306 nucleotides. RefSeq lists its product as uncharacterized. The transcript is spliced from 2 exons. Gene Ontology annotation, molecular function: ubiquitin-like modifier activating enzyme activity. The record is from RefSeq and is a predicted model, not a curated record. Bases 1 to 306 code for a protein of 101 amino acids. Lineage: Eukaryota; Fungi; Basidiomycota; Pucciniomycetes; Pucciniales; Pucciniaceae.
AUGAGAAGUGAGGAUGAAUCCACCGUGGGUGGCUACUGCUGGGUUUUCAAUGUGUCCACAGUAUUUGUUCAGACUUGCGGCUUAGUUGCCAGGAUCCAGCUCCAGAUUCAAGAGCAAAGUGUGAUCCUAACCUAUCCCAACUCUUCUGUUGAUCUCAGACUAGAUUUUCCCUUUCCGUCCCUGUCUGAAUUUGUAAAAUCAUUCAAGAUGCACAAGAUGGACAGUCGCAAACAUGCUCACAUCCCGGCAGUUGUGAUUGUCAUCCACUUUUUGGAAAUCUUCAAAUCAAUACUCAGUCCAGAAUAG